Messenger RNA from Terrapene triunguis (Three-toed box turtle), 1056 nucleotides. Its product is annotated as zinc finger protein 3-like. The annotation marks the transcript as partial. The record is from RefSeq and is a predicted model, not a curated record. Gene Ontology annotation, biological process: regulation of DNA-templated transcription. Lineage: Eukaryota; Metazoa; Chordata; Testudines; Emydidae. Gene Ontology annotation, molecular function: DNA-binding transcription factor activity, RNA polymerase II-specific; RNA polymerase II cis-regulatory region sequence-specific DNA binding. The transcript is spliced from 2 exons.
GGUUUUCAGUUUCCAAACCUGACCUGAUCUCCCAGCUGGAACGAGGGGAGGAGCCGUGGGUCCUGCAUCUCCAGGGUUUAGAGGAAAGAAAGAUCCUGAGAGGUGCCUGCGCAGCAGGUGCUGGGAUGGUGAGUGAGAACAAGGAGCAGAAUCCUCAGCAGGAAGAUACUGAGCAAGUGGAAGCACAUGUGGCAUUAUUGCAAAGACCCAGAGGGAACCUGUUCAGAAGCCAUGAGCAGGGAAAAGCCAGUGAGAGUCAGCGCAGGCCAGAGAGGCUGGAGGGAAACCAGCCAGAGGAAAACGUGAAUAAAUCCAUUAAUUGUCAGGGAACUCACAACGACCUCAAGGAAACCACAGCCCAGCAGAGACUCCCCACAGGAGAGAGAAACAACACAUGCACUGAGUGUGGGAAAAACUUCAGUUGCCGCUCUGGCCUUAUUAAGCAUCAGAGAAUUCACACAGGGGAGAGACCCUACGAAUGCGGUGAGUGUGGGAAAACCUUUGUUCGGAACUCACACCUUGUUACGCAUCAGAGAAUCCACACCGGGGAGCGACCCUAUGAAUGCUGCGAGUGCGGGAAAAGCUUCAGUGACAGCUCAGCCCUUGUUACGCAUCGAAGAACCCACACUGGAGAGACGCCCUACGAGUGCCAGGAGUGUGGGAAAAACUUCACUCGGAGCUCCAACCUUAUUAUGCACCAGCGAAUCCAUACGGGAGAGAGACCCUACGAAUGCUAUCAGUGCGGGAAAACCUUCGCUCGGCGGUCGAACCUGAUUAGACAUCAGAGGAUCUAUACAGGCGAGGGUCCCUAUAUAUGCGCCGAGUGUGGGAAAACAUUCCAUCAGAGCUCGGCCCUUGUUUAUCAUCAGAGAAUCUGCAAAGGAGAUAAACAUUGCGAAAACCCUGUCUAGGGCUGGCAAAAGAGUUUUUUUCUUUUGUCCUCUAAGACUUUUGUUAAUUCCCACAUAUUGACUUUUAAGCUAUCUGGCCCCUUUGCUUCACCGUGUUCUCUCAGCUCCCCUAGGCAAGUUGCCUGCUUUUGCAGUUUGCCCUUUU